Gossypium arboreum is the source of this 3094-nucleotide messenger RNA. RefSeq lists its product as uncharacterized. Lineage: Eukaryota; Viridiplantae; Streptophyta; Magnoliopsida; Malvales; Malvaceae. Gene Ontology annotation, molecular function: zinc ion binding. The coding region runs from base 741 to 3002 and encodes 753 amino acids. The record is from RefSeq and is a predicted model, not a curated record. The transcript is spliced from 3 exons.
AGGGUUUUUUACUAAAAAAAUAUACAAAAAAUAAAAAAAUUCAAAAAUAAUACAGUAAAAAAAAUAAAUACGAAAAUGGUAUAGUCAGGGUGGUCACGCCACUUUGACAGGCGGCACCACCCUGACAAAAAGUACUAAAACAGUAAAAAAAAAAAAACUCUGAAAAAAAAAGCUGAAAAACAGAAAAAAAAAUUGGACAUGUGGGUGCCAGAGGCGGCACCAGUGUUGCCUCUGGCAGAGGCGGCACCAGUUGUGUGGGUCCCACAAAGGCACCUAAGCACUAUAAAACCAAGCGAACCAAAGAACCCCGGAGCAAGAUUCAAGAAGAAGGAGAAGAAAAUAAAAGGAAAGAAAGGAGAAGAGAAGGAAGAAAAAGAAGGAGAAGAAAAAAAGAAGAUUGAGCAUUGAAGAUGGAUAAUCAGUUUUUCGUAUGCGUUUAUUUCGAUGGAAUUAUCUUGACAACAACCGUUGGAUGUAUAUUUGAAUGUCGGCAACAAAUAGCAAUGAGAUUUAAUAGAAAUGUCUCGUUGGAUGAUAUGAAGGAAGAAUUAAUGUAAAAUUGUCGACGUUGUGGGAGAAGGAUCUCAAACUUUUCUACAAGUUUCCGGUUUACAGAUCCAAUCAAAUUCAUUGAAAUGGAACUUGUAGACGACGAAGACGUGGAGACAAUGAUCGCUUCUUCUUUGUGGGAAUGGGAGUGACAAAAUGCACCGAUUCACUUAUUUGCUGAGUUAGCCGAUAUGAAGGAAAAUGAAAAUCUCACUGCAUAUGGUGAAGAACAUAGAGCUCAAGAACCGUGCAUGGUGGCUCCAAUAUCGUACGUUGAUAGUGAAUCGACUAUAGGUGGGAUCGAUAUCGAUCUUAAUGUUACACCCGAUAUGGAUGUGGUUGGUGAUGAUGGUUACGAUAGUAGUGAUCCUUGUUAUCAAGAAGUCGAUAGUGAUAGUGAUCCCGAUGUGGACGAUGUCCCCGAUGAUAUUGAUGAUGAAGACGUGAAUGACGAUAGAAACAUUAACGCGUCUUCGAUCGGGAACCAGAUGCGACGUGUUGUGAUUCACAAUAAUUCUGGGCCACACAUGUCGUUCAUAGACCCCGACGCGGUGCAUGUAGCCGAGUUUUCAGAGUACCCUGAAAUACUUCCUGCUCACCGACUGGCCGUAAAUUCUGAUCCUGAGGAGUUAUUCGUCGGCCAGAGAUUCGAAAGUAAAGAAGAGUGCAUAUUUUCUAUUAAGCGGUAUAGCAUGAAUAUAUCAGUAGAUUAUAAAGUUGCAGUGUCGAAACCGACAUUAUAUAUUGGGGAGUGUUGGAAGUCGGGGGAAGGCUGCAAUUGGCGGGUACGAGCUGUAUUUAUUCAAAAUUCGCAGAUGUGGGAGAUACGCAAAUUUGUUGGGCCUCACACAUGCACAUCAACACGUAUGACAGAAGAUCAUCGAAAACUUGAUUCUAAAACUAUCUGUACGUGUAUCAUGCUAAUGGUGAAGGACAUGCCGACCAUUAAAGUUUCGGUACUGAUUGCCAAAAUACAAGCACGAUUUCAGUAUCGAGUGUCAUAUCGAAAGGCAUGGAUAGCAAAACAGAUGGCAAUGGAGCAAUUGUAUGGGGAUUUCGAUGCGUCGUAUAACGAGCUACAGGGAUGGAUAGCCGCUAUGCGGGAGUACGUACCAGGGACCGUUAUUGAGUUACAGACACGACCUUAUUACGGCCCGGAUGACCAACUACAGUUGGGAAAACAAAUUUUCCAUCGGAUGUUUUGGACGUUUGAUCCAUGUGUACGCGCAUUUCCCCACUGCAAGCCAUUUGUGCAAGUGGAUGGGACCUGGCUAUAUGGAAAAUAUACACAGAUCUUACUUAUUGCGGUUGCUCAAGACGGCAAUAGGAACGUGCUCCCGAUAGCAUUUGCCAUUGUAGAUAAGGAGAACAUGGAAUCGUGGGAAUUCUUCCUUACCAACCUGCGGAGGUAUGUUAUUAGCAACGAUAAUAUUUGUAUUAUCUCUGAUAGAGGGAAAGGAUUAAUUGCCGCCAUUAGACGUUCCGGUGUACCAUGGAGAUCCGUUUACUGCAUCCGUCACAUCGCAGCUAACUUCAUUAGAGAUUAUAAAAAUGCAGACUGGAAAAGACAAUUUGUGAAAAUAGCGUACGAGCUAGAGCCACACAUUUUUCGCCAAAUGAUGACUCAACUUGAGAGUGACAUGGAGGGUCAAACAAAUACAUCUUUCCAACAGUGGUUGGGUACUAUGGAGCCGUGGCAAUGGGCUCAAAGUUUUGACGAGGGCUUUCGUUAUGGUCAAAUGACCACAAACUUAGUUGAAGGGGUCAACGCUGUAUUGUUAAAAACACGACACCUUCCGAUUUCAACAGUCUUCUCGGCUACAUUCUACAGGUUGGCUACCUUGAUGCCAAGAAUGGGUCAGCAACAAGUUAACCAGAUUGAGGCGGGACACAUAUUUGUCGAAGAUAUUAGGGAUGCAAUGGUUGCAAACCGUCGGAUGGCGAGGUCGAUGAAUGUAGAAAUAUAUUCACGACGCCUUGAAACGUUUCGAGUUACGGAGACCAUUGGUCGUCGACCCGGUCUACCACCUAGGUCCUACAGAGUUGAUCUCCGGAAUAGACAAUGCGAUUGUAGGAGAUUCCAAACACUUCAUUACCCGUGUGCGCAUGUCGUUGCAGCGUGUGCUAAAGUGAACCUUAAUGUUGAACAAUUUGUCGAAGAUGUGUACACACUCAAUCGCACGUUACGUGUAUGGGAAAACGAAUUCCCUGUCCUGCCCGACCUGUCUACAUGGGAAGUGCCUCCGAUAACUUUCGAACUUGUCCCAGACAGAGGGCUACGCAGGAAUCCAAGAGGUCGUCUGCAAUCAACUAGAAUCCGUAAUGAAAUGGACAUUAGGGAGAAAUCCGACGGUACGCGUUGUGGAUUAUGCAGGUUAGCUGGUCAUAAUCGGAGUAAAUGCCCGCAGCGAAACUAUAAUGUCGGACAAUCGUCACGAUCAGGUAGGAAUUGAACUUAUGUUGUAAUGUAUUUAUUUUAUAUGAAAAAAUUAUAUUGUAAAUAUUCCUCUAUUUGUUAAAAAUCUAUCAAGCUAUUUUUGGAGUU